This is a messenger RNA of Meloidogyne enterolobii, 561 nucleotides long. The record is from the annotation of a GenBank genome assembly. Lineage: Eukaryota; Metazoa; Nematoda; Chromadorea; Rhabditida; Meloidogynidae.
AUGCUUCGUCGUAUGGAACAAUUUUUAACAACAACAAGUUGUCGGCGCUAUUUAAUUUUGUCCUAUUUUGAUAAAAAUGUAAAACAUCCAGAAAUUCCAAAAAGUGAUUGUUGUGAUAAUUGCACAAAAUUGUUACAAUCUGGAGUAGAUAAAAGAUAUAAUAAAGAAGAAAUGAUUUUUGAUUUUGGAGAAGAAGCUAAAAAAUUAUUUAGAACAAUUAAUGAAGUUUUUGGUGGAAGGACUGGAUUAAAUAAACCGAUUGAUUUUAUUAGAGGAAGUAAAACAGUUUUAUCAAAAGCACCAAAAACAUUUACUAAAGGAGAAGAUUUAUCAAAACAUCCACUUUAUGGUUGUGGAAAAUCCCGUUCAGAAAUGUGGUGGAAAGAAUUGGGAAAAUUAUUAAGAAAUUAUGGUUAUUUAAUUGAUUCUAAAUCAACAUUUAAUCAAUUUGGGUGUAUUACAAAUAUUUCUGAUAAAGCUGAAAAAUGGUUAAGAGAAGGAGGAAAGGUUUGCAAAAAAAAUUUUUUUGAAUUAAAAAAUUUUUUUUCAAUUUUUUUUUGA